AUGGAACUUUUAUUGAACAGUGGACUUUCAAACGUUGUAGCCCUAACUGAAGAAGUUUUCUCCGCCUCUAGCGAAGUAUUCGGUAAAGUUGCAAUUAAAAAAGUCCUCAAAACCUCUACUGAGUUUGAAGCUUUCCUCAGCCUCAAACACGAAAACAUUGUCGAAGCCAUUGAAAUCAUCGAAGCCGAAGAAUUUGCCUUCGUUUUGAUGGAAUUCGCUGAAUUCGGAGAUGUUUUUGAAUACAUAAUGAAAAACGGCCUCAUGUCCGUUGAAGCCACCCUCUCUGUCUUCUCUCAAGUUGUCAAAGCAGUCGAAUACUGCCACUCAAAUGGAAUCGCCCACAAUGACAUUAAAUUAGAAAACGUCUUGUUAUCUAAUGGAUGUGUCAAACUGGCUGAUUUUGGAUUUGCCAAAUCAACCGUUAUUGUUGCCUAA
Mytilus trossulus (common blue mussel) is the source of this 435-nucleotide messenger RNA. RefSeq names its product testis-specific serine/threonine-protein kinase 3-like. Gene Ontology annotation, molecular function: ATP binding; protein serine/threonine kinase activity. The transcript has a single exon. Gene Ontology annotation, biological process: protein phosphorylation; intracellular signal transduction. Gene Ontology annotation, cellular component: cytoplasm. The record is from RefSeq and is a predicted model, not a curated record. Bases 1 to 435 code for a protein of 144 amino acids. NCBI's taxonomy places the organism in Eukaryota, Metazoa, Mollusca, Bivalvia, Mytilida, Mytilidae.